UUACCUGGAACUUAUCUCAACAAUAUUUUUACCAGCCACACAGCAGCUAUUGCAGCUGGAAAUAAUGGAAUUCCAGUGAGAAUGCAUGGAUUUGAAUUCGGAAGAGCAAGUGGGAUGGCACCUCGUGCUAGGAUUGCUGUCUACAAGUCACUCUACAGAUUAUUUGGUGGUUUUGUUGCAGAUGUAGUUGCCGCCAUUGAUCAGGCUGUUCAUGAUGGUGUGGACAUUCUGAAUCUCUCAGUGGGGCCCAACAGUCCUCCAGCAACGACAAAGACAACGUUUUUAAACCCCUUUGAUGCUACGCUUCUUUCAGCUGUGAAAGCUGGAGUUUUUAUUGCACAGGCAGCCGGAAAUGGAGGUCCUUUUCCCAAGACCUUGUUGUCUUAUAGUCCAUGGAUAGCAUCUGUAGGUGCUGCAGUUGAUGAUAGAAGAUACAAGAACCAUCUGACCUUGGGAAAUGGGAAAAUCUUGGCUGGACUUGGUCUGUCACCUGCCACGGAUGCAAAUAGAACAUUUACCUUGGUAGCUGCUAAUGACGUGCUGCUGGAUUCCUCAGUUUCAAGGUAUAGUCCUUCUGACUGCCAGAAGCCAGAAGUUCUGAACAAGAACUUGGUGGAGGGGAACAUUCUUCUCUGUGGAUAUUCCUUUAAUUUUGUCAUUGGUACCGCUUCAAUAAAAAAAGUCUCACAAACUGCUAAGAGUCUUGGCGCAAUUGGUUUCGUUCUAGCAGUGGAAAAUGCUUCUCCAGGAACAAAAUUUGAUCCUGUUCCUGUUAGUAUUCCUGGAAUCCUCAUCACAGAUGUUAGCAAGUCCAUGGAGCUUAUAGACUACUAUAACAUAUCUACACCAAGAGAUUGGACUGGGCGAGUGAAGAGCUUCAAGGCAGUGGGAAGUAUCGGGGACGGUCUGAAGCCUAUACUCCACAAGUCCGCUCCACAAGUAGCUUUGUUCUCUGCUCGAGGACCCAAUAUCAAAGACUACAGCUUUCGAGAUGCAGAUCUCCUCAAACCAGAUAUUCUGGCUCCUGGUUCUCUAAUUUGGGCUUCCUGGGCUCCAAACGGGACAGAUGAGGCAAACUACGUUGGUGAAGGAUUUGCUUUGAUAUCUGGAACUAGCAUGGCUGCGCCACAUAUAGCUGGAAUAGCUGCUCUCGUGAAGCAGAAGCACCCUCACUGGAGUCCUGCGGCUAUCAAAUCUGCCUUGAUGACUACAUCAACUACCCUUGACAGGGCAGAGAGACCGCUUCAAGCUCAACAGUAUUCUGGAUCGGAUACUCUGGCUCUGGUACCUGCAACACCUUUCGAUUAUGGGAGUGGCCAUGUCAAUCCUAGGGCAGCUCUAGAUCCGGGACUUGUUUUUGAUGCAGGUAAUUUAAUCUACUUUCUUGUUCCGUAAUAUUAAUAACAGGCA
This is a messenger RNA of Olea europaea var. sylvestris, 1410 nucleotides long. Its product is annotated as subtilisin-like protease SBT2.5. The record is from RefSeq and is a predicted model, not a curated record. The annotation marks the transcript as partial. Gene Ontology annotation, molecular function: serine-type endopeptidase activity. Gene Ontology annotation, biological process: proteolysis. The transcript is spliced from 6 exons. NCBI's taxonomy places the organism in Eukaryota, Viridiplantae, Streptophyta, Magnoliopsida, Lamiales, Oleaceae.